Molecule: messenger RNA, 2640 nt
Organism: Gracilinanus agilis (Agile Gracile Mouse Opossum)
Lineage: Eukaryota; Metazoa; Chordata; Mammalia; Didelphimorphia; Didelphidae
Gene: PRPF18
Product: pre-mRNA processing factor 18
Exons: 11
Coding region: 84-1139 (351 amino acids)
Biological process (GO): RNA splicing; generation of catalytic spliceosome for second transesterification step
Cellular component (GO): U4/U6 x U5 tri-snRNP complex; U5 snRNP; U2-type post-spliceosomal complex
Source: RefSeq, a predicted model, not a curated record
CCUGCGGUAGAGUUGGAUGGUGGGAAAUCUCUACGUGGGGUCGCGGGACUUGCCUGGAGGGAGGCCUCUGGUGCGGUCGGAAGAUGGAUAUCCUGAAAGCGGAGAUCUCUCGGAAACGGCAGCUGGUGGAGGACAAGAAGCUGCUGGGGGAAAGUAAAAGAUACUUCAAACGUAGUGAACUUGCCAAAAAAGAAGAGGAGGCAUACUUUGAAAGAUGUGGCUACAAGCCUGUAAAUGAGAAGCCAACUGGAGAGGUACAGCCAAAAGAGGAGGAUCAGAAACCAUUAGCUUCAUCCAAUCCAGUAUUAGAACUGGAACUGGCGGAAGAAAAAUUGCCCAUGACUCUUUCAAGGCAAGAGGUCAUCAGGCGGCUGAGAGAAAGAGGAGAACCAGUUAGAUUGUUUGGAGAAACAGAUUAUGAUGCAUUUCAGCGAUUAAGAAAGAUAGAGAUUCUCACACCAGAGGUUAACAAGGGUUUAAGGAAUGACUUGAAGGCAGCUUUGGAUAAGAUUGAUCAACAGUACCUUAAUGAAAUUGUUGGUGGUCAAGAACCAGGAGAAGAGGACACUCAGAAUGAUCUGAAAGUCCAUGAAGAAAACACCACUAUUGAAGAAUUAGAGGCAUUGGGAGAAUCCUUAGGAAAGGGGGAUGAUCAUAAAGACAUGGACAUCAUAACAAAAUUCCUUAAGUUUCUCCUUGGAGUUUGGGCUAAGGAACUUAAUGCUAGAGAAGAUUAUGUAAAACGCAGCGUUCAGGGCAAAUUGAACAGUGCCACGCAAAAGCAGACAGAAUCAUAUCUGAGGCCACUCUUCAGAAAACUACGAAAAAGGACUCUUCCUGCCGAUAUUAAAGAAUCAAUAACAGACAUUAUUAAAUUCAUGUUGCAGAGAGAAUAUGUGAAGGCCAAUGAUGCUUAUCUGCAGAUGGCCAUUGGAAAUGCUCCAUGGCCAAUUGGAGUCACUAUGGUUGGUAUUCAUGCCAGAACUGGUCGUGAAAAGAUUUUUUCCAAGCACGUUGCACAUGUUCUAAAUGAUGAGACACAAAGAAAAUAUAUUCAGGGUUUGAAAAGAUUAAUGACCAUUUGUCAGAAGCACUUCUCAACAGACCCCUCAAAAUGUGUGGAGUACAAUGCCCUCUGACAACUCUUCUCUAUGGAGCUGUAGAACAAUAAGAAACAUAAGACCUGUGGCCUUUUGCGGAACUGCUACCACGAAUGAAGAGAAGAGAAAGAAUCAAGUUUUGGGAGCAGCUGAUGUUUUUACCCUAAUUUAUUUAUUUCUUUAUUUAGAGAAUUGUUUGGUUCUUACAUCAAAUAUGAUAGCAGAUUCUUGGUUAUUGCCUCAUAAUUUUAUUUUUAAUACUUUCAGAACCAAGCACCAAGGCUUAUUAUUUCCCCACAUUCUACCAUAUAUAGACAGCAACCACUGAGGGAUUCCUAUUGGACUUUUCCCCUUAGAGGUAGAAGUUGUUGGUAAAUGAUUAGAAGGAAACAUUUGAGAUUGACUUGUAAUUAUUUCUGUAAAAUAUGAUAAUAUUCCAUUUAUAAUUACAUAAAUUUUAUAGAAAAAAAGCUUUUCUUCUUCUUCUUUAGUAACAACCUCUAAAAUACAACAUCCCUUAAUGACAUUUGAAUUCUUCAAAUGUGUCUGAUUUUUCUGUUUUCCAUUAGAGGUUUGGCUUUUAAUUUUGUGACUCAUUUGUUUUUCUUUGGUUUCUGAUCUUGUUUUUCACAUUUUUCUGGGACUAAUAUCUUAAAGAAGUUCAAAUAAUCAGGAAAUUGGUAUUUUAAAUUUUAAUUUGUUAUAUCUUACUAUGCAAAUUCCUAAAGAAAUUUAGUAAUCUCUGCAUGUGAGAUUAUGAAAUAAAAGGUUUCCUGUGGGAAACAGUAUCGGCCAAAAAGAGUGAUGAAGUUUCAAAAACUCUUAUUCUUUGCAGACCAUGAUCAUCCACGGAUCUUGCCACCCACUGUGAAUUAGUCACAUUUUCGUGACAUUCUGCCACAUUGUAGCAAGUAGCAGAGGCCAAAGCAGAUGGUACCUUUGUUAUCCAGAGCAUUCACUUAAUGGUAGUAUUUCCUGGUUCCAAAUGAUCAGAUAAAUAAGUACUUGCUCUAAUUUUUUUCUGCACAAAGGAAGUCCCCAUUUCACACACCCCCUCCCCCAUCCUGUGCAGUGCUGUCUAGUGAUCAUAUUGAAUAUGAUAUGUAACUGAAAGGUAGAAGAAAGAAAAGAAUUAAGAUAAUUUAGGGGAUUAUGUAUAUAGAAUGUCAUUAUGUAACUAAGUGGGGAUAGUCAAGGUACUUUCAUGACUGGAUUGUCAUACUAGGAAGGUCUACAUGUUCCUGCCCGUAGUUGGCUCCACAUUUGUUUAACUCAAAAGUCAGGAAAAAAGAAGUUUUAGUGGGAAUUAGAUAAGACUGAGUUCGUGAGUGAAGAUGUAUAGAUAUUCCUGGCCCAAAAGUUCUUAAUCUUUUUAGUGUCAUGGACUCCUUUGGCAGUGUGGUGGAAAAAAAAAACAAAUUCAGAUUAUUUUUGAAUGUAUGAAAUAAAAUUCAUAAGACUACAAAGGAAAUCUAUUAUACUGAAAUGUAGUUACCAAAAUAUGUUUUUAAAAUUCCUGACCUCAGGUUCAGGAUCUCUG